Messenger RNA from Humulus lupulus (European hop), 4111 nucleotides. RefSeq names its product LRR receptor-like serine/threonine-protein kinase RGI1. The transcript has 2 exons. Gene Ontology annotation, biological process: protein phosphorylation. The record is from RefSeq and is a predicted model, not a curated record. Gene Ontology annotation, molecular function: protein kinase activity; protein binding; ATP binding. Lineage: Eukaryota; Viridiplantae; Streptophyta; Magnoliopsida; Rosales; Cannabaceae. Gene Ontology annotation, cellular component: plasma membrane. Bases 420 to 3860 code for a protein of 1146 amino acids.
AAAUAUACUAUAUUCAUGCACAGAUAUUGUCUCCCUUGUUGCGCGUGAACUCACCAAGUAAAACCCCUCCAAUAUUCUAUUCUUACAAAUCUAGAGAGAGAUGGGGGUGGUGAUGGUGGCGGUGUGGUGUGGUGGAGCUGAGCUAAGCUGGGCCUGGGGCUGCAGUUUUUGCUGAUCUCAAGGCAUUGGUUUCUUCUUUCUUUAUUUCUUUUUCUCUUUCGCUAUCAAACCUUCGAUUGAAAAAGAAAACCAAAGACCAAAACUUUGGUUCAAGUCUCGUUCUUUUUUUCUUAUGAGUUUAGUUUGAGUUCAAAGCAAGAAACCAGCAAAAAACAGUGCAAGAGAGAGAAAGAGAGGCUGCAAAGCCCGAUGAUACAGUAAACCCGAGAAAGAAGAAAAAGGUUUGGAAAUUGAGGCAAAUGUCGUCCAUGCCCAGCUCGAGGCAAACCUUCUUCUUCUACUCUUCUCCUUCGUUAUACUCUGUUUUUCUAUGCCUCCUCACGCUCCUUCACGCUCCUACUACCAUAGCCGCAAACCACGAAGCUUCUCUCCUAUUAUCAUGGCUCCAACCCUCUUCUUCUUCUUUCUUCAACUGGAAUGUUCAAGACCAAAAUCCAUGUAAAUGGACCGCCAUAACAUGCUCUCCUGAAGGUUUCGUCACUGAUGUCAAUAUAAACUCUGUACCACUUCACCUUCCAUUGCUUUCGAACCUUUCUUCCUUUAAGUCCCUGAGAAGACUCGUCAUUUCAGAUGCCAACCUCACCGAACACAUACCGGAGGAUAUUGGAGACUGUACGGAGCUUAGAGUCAUCGACCUUAGCUCGAACAGUCUCGUGGGUUCGAUUCCUCGGAGUGUUGGGAGGCUUCGAUAUCUCCAGGACUUGAUUCUGGACUCGAAUCAGCUCACUGGGAAGAUCCCAGUUGAGCUCGGUGACUGUGUUGAGCUAAAGAAUCUUCUUCUUUAUGAUAAUCGGUUAAGUGGGCCUAUACCGACCCAACUCGGGAAACUGACCGGACUGGAAGUUAUUCGGGCCGGAGGGAAUGAAGACAUUGUCGGAAGAAUUCCAGAUGAGCUCGGUGACUGUGCUAACUUGACGGUUUUGGGGCUUGCCGAUACCGGAAUUUCGGGCACGUUGCCAGCUUCACUGGGGCGGCUAAGCAAGCUUCAGACUCUGUCUAUUUACACCACCAUGAUCUCUGGCGAAAUCCCACCUGAGAUAGGUAACUGUUCUGAGUUAGUGAGCUUGUUUUUGUAUGAAAAUAGUUUGUCUGGUUCGAUACCUCCGGAGCUCGGUAAGCUCCAGAAGCUUGAGCAACUGUUUUUAUGGCAGAACGGUCUUGUUGGGGCAAUCCCAGAAGAGAUUGGGAACUGUAUUAGCUUGACAAAUAUCGAUCUUUCUUUGAACUCAAUCUCUGGUACAAUUCCAUUAUCAUUAGGAAAGCUUUCUGAGCUUAUUGAGUUUAUGAUUAGUAACAACAAUGUUUCGGGUUCGAUACCUCCAAAUCUUUCAAACGCUACUAAACUAGAACAGUUGCAGCUUGAUACUAAUCAAAUUUCGGGUCUGAUCCCACCAGAGCUUGGAAAAUUGUCUAGGCUUAAUGUGUUCUUCGCUUGGCAAAACCAGCUCGAGGGAAGCAUUCCUUCAUCUUUGGCGAGCUGUACUAGUCUUCAGGCUUUGGACUUGUCCCACAACUACCUCACCGGUACCAUUCCUCCAGGCUUGUUUCAGCUUCGGAACCUUACCAAGUUUCUCUUGAUUGACAAUGAUAUUUCGGGUUCGAUACCGCCUGAUAUAGGCAACUGCAGCUCUCUUGUUAGACUCCGGCUUGGGAACAACCGUAUUUCUGGUGGCAUACCUGCAGCAAUUGGAGGACUAAAGAGCUUAAACUUUCUUGAUCUCUCUACGAAUCGCCUUUCCGGUAUGGUACCGGAUGAGAUUGGAAGCUGCACAGAGUUACAGAUGAUAGACCUUAGUAACAACACAUUGGAAGGUCCUUUGCCUCAUACAUUGUCCUCUCUAUCAGGGCUUCAGGUGUUGGACUUUUCAUCCAAUCGAUUUUCGGGUCAGAUACCUGCUAGUUUUGGUCGUUUGGUUUCGUUGAACAAGCUCAUUUUAACUAGGAAUUCAUUCUCUGGAACAAUACCUUUGUCUCUUGGCCUUUGUUUGAGUCUGCAAUUGCUUGAUCUUAGCAGCAAUGAGCUAACAGGCUCCAUACCAGUCGAAUUGGGUCGAAUUGAAGCUCUUGAAAUAGCUCUUAAUUUGAGCUGCAAUGGACUUUCAGGACCAAUCCCAUCUCAGAUAUCUGCUCUCACCAAGCUUUCCAUACUUGAUCUCUCACAUAACAAGCUUGAGGGUGAUUUGAAUCCAUUAGGAGGGCUUGAUAAUCUUGUCUCUCUUAAUGUUUCUUACAAUAACUUCACUGGUUAUCUUCCAGACAACAAGCUCUUCAGGCAGUUAUCUCCAACUGAUUUGGAAGGAAACAAAGGGCUUUGCUCUUCAAUUUCGAUAAGAGAAUCAUGUUUUCUAAGCGAUGUAGACAGAAAUGGACUAGCGAGAAGCGAAUAUGAAACAAAGCGGUCAAGGAGACUUAAGCUGGCACUAGCUCUGCUGAUCACACUGACCAUAGCAAUGGUGGUAAUGGGAGUAAUUGCGAUGAUAAGAGCACGAAGAACAAUCAGAGAUGGCGAUGAUGAUUCAGAAUUGGGAGACUCGUGGCCAUGGCAAUUUACUCCAUUCCAGAAGCUCAACUUCUCAGUUGAUGAAAUACUGAGAUGUCUAGUGGACACAAAUGUAAUAGGCAAAGGUUGUUCUGGGGUUGUUUACAGGGCUGAUAUGCAAAAUGGCGAUGUUAUAGCAGUGAAGAAGCUCUGGCCUGCUACAGCAGCUGCAGCCACCACAGGUUUUGUUGAUGAAAAGUCUGGUGUUCGCGACUCAUUCUCAGCUGAGGUGAAGACUCUUGGCUCAAUCCGCCAUAAGAACAUUGUUAGGUUUCUCGGUUGUUGCUGGAAUCGAAACACAAGGCUGCUCAUGUAUGAUUACAUGCCUAAUGGGAGCUUAGGCAGUAUUCUCCAUGAGAGGACAGGAAGUAAUGGCUUGGAGUGGGAGCUUAGGUACCAGAUUUUGCUUGGUGCAGCUCAAGGACUUGCUUAUCUCCACCAUGAUUGUGUUCCUCCAAUAGUUCAUAGGGACAUCAAGGCCAAUAACAUUCUUAUUGGUCUUGAAUUCGAGCCUUAUAUUGCUGAUUUUGGACUAGCUAAGCUGGUUGAUGAUGGCGAUUUUGCUCGAUCCUCCAACACAGUGGCUGGUUCCUAUGGAUACAUUGCCCCAGAAUAUGGCUACAUGAUGAAGAUAACAGAAAAGAGCGAUGUUUAUAGCUAUGGCGUGGUGGUGUUAGAAGUCUUGACAGGCAAGCAACCGAUCGAUCCAACGAUACCAGAUGGGCUACAUGUAGUGGAUUGGGUUAGACAAAAGAGGGGAGGGAUUGAAGUGUUGGACCCAAGCUUGCUUUCAAGAUCAGAAUCAGAGAUAGAGGAGAUGAUGCAGGCUUUAGGCAUAGCCUUGUUAUGUGUAAACUCAGCCCCAGAUGAAAGGCCAACCAUGAAAGAUGUCUCAGCAAUGCUCAAAGAGAUCAAGCAUGAAAGAGAAGAGUAUGCUAAAGUUGAUAUGCUUCUCAAAGGCUCUCCUGCCCAAGAAAAUAAGAACUAUAGCUCUAAUAAUGGAGCCUUGGGAACUUCAUCUUCAGCAGCUGCAGCCAUGGCAAUGCAAAAAUUGUUCCCAAAAAGCAAUAACACAAGCUUCUCUGCUUCCUCACUUCUUUACUCUUCUACUUCCUCUAAUGUCAAAAUGGGUUUGAAGUAAUUAAGUUAUUGUAUAAGUCAUCAAAUUUGUCAUUGUUUUCAUUAGCUUUCUUCUUCUUCUUUUCUUUGUUGUAGUCUUUGUUUCUAUUGAUGUAAAGAUAAAAAGUUUAUAUGUGUAAUAAACUGGAUUCAGUGCAAGAAAAAAAAAAUAGGCCAAUAGAAGAGUGCAAGGUUCUUUUUUGCCUUCUCUCUUUGUUAUCAUUGUUAAAAAAACCAAGUAUUUUUAGCAUAAAUGCUCUGAAUUUUUUACUA